This is a messenger RNA of Linnemannia hyalina, 1488 nucleotides long. Lineage: Eukaryota; Fungi; Mortierellomycota; Mortierellomycetes; Mortierellales; Mortierellaceae. The record is from the annotation of a GenBank genome assembly.
AUGUACAGCCUCGGAAGACAUGUGCUAGAGUCCAAGAACCAGAGCGCUCUAGUGAUCCCGGCUGUCUUCCUGCACCAAGAACUCCCCAUUCGGCUGUCACACGCACUCAAGCUGCUCAACUCGACGCUGCUGCCGGUCAACAUGACGGACAUGCCGACCUUCCAACAGGUCGCCCGAUCUUACGUCGAAGACAUCAGUUUGGUAACACAGAUGCCAAAGCCAUCCACACCCAAGCUGGAAGAAGAAUUCACGGCCCUGCUCAGAAACCUGGAACAACGACAUAAGGUAAAGAUGCUAGCCAUCAGUCAAGGCUUCAGGGAGCUGGUCGCUACUGUCCAAGGCCAAUAUGACGCCAAACAGGACCAAGUUCUCUCUGGCGGCAGUAGUACGAAAGAUGGCAAUAACGAUCGAUGCAUUGAUCCAGAGACCGACAAAGCCAUACAAUCCUUCUUUAACCGGUUCUAUACUAUCAACCUUGGUACUCGGCUCUUGAUUGGAGAGCAUCUGGCACUGCAUGACAGAGGCAUGAACCUAAUCCAACGCGUGAAUCCCCUCUCGAUCUCCAAGCAAGCCAUCCGUGACGCCCAGCGAGUCUGUGCAGCUCACUAUGGUCAGUCAGCACCCUCGGUCAUGAUCCAGACACCCAACCCUGACAUCUCGGCCACCUAUAUCGACGAGUUCUUGCAUAGGAAUAUUUAUGAGUUGCUCAAGAACUCUAUGCGUGCGACAUGUGAUGCCCACCUUCGUGAUGGGUCUCCCGUGACCAUUGGGUUGUCGACGGAGAGAAAGGGAGGAGCGGCUGCUCGGUCUGCAAUGCCGCCGGUGACGCUGACGCUUGUUGAUGGCGGUGAGGAUGUGACGAUCAAGAUUACGGACCAAGGAGGCGGACUGGCCUUGUCGGACAUGGAAAACAUCUGGAGCUAUGUCAACUCUGUUAAGUCUCGACCAUCUCAUCCUUCUCAAGAUGUCGCCAGCUCAACCAUGUUUGCCACCGCCGCCGACUCGUUGGCCACAAUGGGCGGUGUUGUCAGUGAGGCCAAAGACUACUUGGACUCGCCUCUCCACGGAUCGGGACACGGCCUGCCGCUCGCUCGCGUGAUCGCUCGGUACUUUGGCGGUGACCUGUCGCUCAUCUCGAUGGAAGGGUAUGGUACAGAUUCAUACCUCUCCCUCUACCGUAACGAUGAUCACCUCGAAAAUUUCCCUGAAGUUGAUGAAGAGAUGGAGGCCGAGGUUGACGUCUUUGUGAACGAGUUGAUGGAUGAGUGCAAUGUCGAUCCUCACUUGUUGCCCCAGCUCAAGACGGGUCCACUUGCUGCCUCCGCUGCGGUAUCUGCGAAUCCAGAGAUUCUGUCGCCUGUACAUCCAGUUCCUGCGGGUAUGGCUCUUGGAUUGCGACAAGCUUCAGCUGUGGCGACUGCCAUGUUGCCAUCAACUCGCAUUGACAGCCCUCCUACCUCUCCCACCACUGAGACUCCCAGGCUCUGA